Ichthyophthirius multifiliis is the source of this 1560-nucleotide messenger RNA. Its product is annotated as leishmanolysin family protein, putative. The transcript has a single exon. Gene Ontology annotation, cellular component: cytoplasm; membrane. Gene Ontology annotation, biological process: cell adhesion; proteolysis. Gene Ontology annotation, molecular function: metalloendopeptidase activity. Lineage: Eukaryota; Ciliophora; Oligohymenophorea; Hymenostomatida. The record is from RefSeq and is a predicted model, not a curated record.
AUGUAAAAACUUAUAAUAUACCUAGUAUUAAUAACCUUUGUUUUUGGUCUAAAAGUCCUUAAACACGAGUGUGGCCAUGAUAAAAUAAAAGAAAUCUCAAAAUACGAAUCCAUUCCUCCAAAUUCUAUUGAAGAAUCUUCAGAUAUUCGUAAUUUAUAAAAGAAACAACCUCGUAAUAUGAUAAUUACCUAUAAUAUGGAUUUUUUCAAACCUUUAGCUGAUUCUGUUAUGGCACAUUAACUAAGUAAAAUAAUUAAUAGCUGCGAGAAAGCUUUGUAAUUGGCAAUUGAUUAUUUUUCUCGUUUAAUAAAAAUAAUCCCAAGAAAAGAAACAGAUAUGAGAUAUAAAUCAAGUAAUCCAAAAUGUGGAAUAGUUCCAGUUCCUUAAAUAGACAGAAUUUAGGGAAAAAAAUCUGAUUUACAUAUAUAUGUAUCAUAUACAGUUGAAUCAAAUAACGGUAGUAUAGCACACGCUAAUUGGUGUUAAUUUUUGAAUCGUUUAGGACCAACUCAUGGUACAGUUAACUUUAAUUUUGGUUUAUUAACUAGCAAAAAUUUGGAAGAUCCUAUUAUGUUUGAAGAUUUAAUGGAAAUAGUUAUCCAUGAAAUCACUCAUAUAUUAGGUUUUAGCAAUAGUGAUAUAUCAAGAUGGGUAAAUUCUGAUGGAAAGUCUCAUGUUUUCCCUAUUUUUGAAAAAGAUAUAAGGGGAGUUAAAAUUUAGUUGCUCAGAACUCCUAAUGUUUUGAAAUUCGCUAAAAAAUAUUACGAAUGUGAAAAAUUAUUUGGUAUGCCUCUUGAAAAUUAAGGAGGAAAAAAGUCUGCAGGAUCUCAUUGGGAAUAAACAGCUAUCGCAGACGAAUACAUGAAUGCAAGUCUAUCACUAACUUAAGCCUAUUUUAGUGGUUUUACAACCAGUCUUUUAAGAGACACAGGUUUCUAUGCUGAAAUAAAUGAAUCUAUGGAAGAAUAAAUGUUCUAUGGAAAAGGAAAAGGCUGUGAUUUCGUCGUUGGUAAAUGUGAUUAAAAAAAUAGAGAAUUUUGUAUCCCUGUGAAAGACGAUGGAUUAUGUGAUUUUUAUCACCAUGGAUCUUCUAAUUGUAAUAUUGGUUAAUAUGAUGAUCCUGAUUGUAACACUUCUAAAGUCAAUACUAAUGGAAAAUGCUGGGAUACUAGUAGUCAAUUAAAUACAUAAGAAAAUUAGAUAACAUAUGGAGUUAAAUUUGGGAUUUAAUCAAAAUGUUUUAAUGUAACUUUAUUAAAUAAAAAACAUUAACCAUCUGAUAAAUUGUAGGGUAAAUGUUAUAAAUAUAAAUGUGAAUCUAAUGAAAAAUUGGUUAUUGAAGUAGGAGAUUAAAAGGUCAUUUGUACUUAAAACUUAGCAUAAAUGAAAGUUGACGGAUUUCAUGGAUAUAUUUAGUGUCCGGAAAAUAUAAACGAAUUUUGUGGGUUUAAAAAAUUCUGUCCGAAUCAGUGCAGUGCAAAUGGAUUUUGCUUAAAAGAAUAAUGUUAUUGUGCAAAAGAUUUCUAAGGAAAUGAUUGCUCAGCUAAAAAAAAAUUGUGA